GUAACUUUUAGAUACUCGAGCUAGAGUCGCAUCUUAUCCUUAUCAAUAUUUUUUUCGGUGUCAUUAGGCAUAUUUGGGUAGCUACACAAGCUGCACAUUUCCCACCGUCCAUAUCAUAUAAACCACAUAAACUAUAUAUAUAUAUAUUCUAAUUUUGCGCUAGAGUUAUCUACUGUAGCACAGUUCCCGAGCCCACACUCUACUACAACCAUAAUCAUGGCUGCAAAGAAGAUUAUCAUAGACACCGACCCAGGGGCCGACGAUGUCAUAGCUAUGCUUCUCGCUCUAGCUUCUUCGCCUGAAGAGCUAGAAGUGUUAAUGAUAUCUGUGACUUACGGAAACGUAACUCUAGAUAGCUGCUUACGAAAUGUGGUCGGCAUGUUCAACGUUCUCGAUCAAGAAAUGGAGUGGCGCAAAUCUCAAGGCAGACCUCUAGGGUUUGAGGGCCUUCGAACGUACAAGCCGAUUGUCGCUGUUGGCCCCGAACAUGCUCUAGAAGACGAGAUGCUUAUGGCCGAUAACUUUCAUGGCGCUGAUGGCUUACAUGGUGUCCAUGAGGCCCAUCCUCAUCUAUCUCCAGCUGAUACUUGGAAAGCUCUUUUCAAAGAUGGGCUCCCAGGCCCAAUCGAUGAGCCUUCUUAUCUGAAAUAUUUCACACCUUCGAAAACCCCGGCACACCAAGAGAUCCUUCGAAUCCUGAAGGAGGAACCGGCCGACACGGUCUCAGUCUGUGUUCUCGGCCCUCUAACCAAUCUAGCGCUAGCUGCUUCGGAGGACCCCGAAACCUUUCUCAGAGUUAAGGAGAUAGCAGUCAUGGGAGGUGCCGUAGAAGUCGAGGGUAAUGUUACGCCGGUUGCCGAGUUCAACACCUAUGCCGAUGCCGUUGCUGCUGCUCGGGUAUUUGCGUUGACAUCACCCACCCCGGCGUCCACGAUGCCUCCCGUACCCAAGGAUAAGACGACUCUACCACCAUAUCCCGAGAAGCUUUCCAAAACUUUGAACGUGAAGCUAUUCCCUCUUGAUAUCACCACACCUCAUCUUUUGAACAUGGGCUUCUUUGUAGAGAAGAUCGAGUCUCAACUCGCUGGAGGAAGCCCCUUAGGAACAUGGGUUAACACAUUUAUGUCUGGUAUCUUCCGUCAAAUCAUCUCGAUGGUCGGCAACAAAGUGGAACCAGGCUUAUCGCUCCAUGACCCCUUGACUGUUUGGUACAUGCUCACAGGUUCGGAUCCGGCAUGGAAGUUAGCCAAGAAUGCACCGGAGGAUAUCCGCAUCGAGACAUCGGGACAGUGGACCCACGGGAUGCAUGUUUCGGAUCGCCGCGGUCGAACGCGUCCUGAUGGAGUAACCGCCUUCGAGGUCCCAGGAGACAAGGAUGGGUGGCUAAGUCUGAAGAGAGGCAAUAGAAUUAACAGGUACGUCAGCAGCCCUGGCGAUAUGGCAUUCGCGCCAUUCCUAAUGGAGCGUUUGUUCGGGUAAGAGGGACAAGGAGCACGAUAGUUUGGUCACAUAUAUCGAUAUGACAUGGAAGGUCAAUGAAGGUGUCAGCAGGGCGUAAAUAUAUGGGUAUCAUUAGGCAAGAGCAUACCCUAAGAGUAAAGCUUCUAGAAUCCCCCCUCAUGUAAAUGCAAUUAUUUCCUUCCCCAACGCCGGU
Hypoxylon trugodes is the source of this 1654-nucleotide messenger RNA. Its product is annotated as nucleoside hydrolase. Gene Ontology annotation, cellular component: cytosol. The record is from RefSeq and is a predicted model, not a curated record. Gene Ontology annotation, biological process: purine nucleoside catabolic process. The coding region runs from base 217 to 1479 and encodes 420 amino acids. The transcript has 4 exons. Lineage: Eukaryota; Fungi; Ascomycota; Sordariomycetes; Xylariales; Hypoxylaceae. Gene Ontology annotation, molecular function: purine nucleosidase activity.